AUGCACAACCGCAACCCCCAAAGUCGUCGCUUGACCUCUCUCCUCAACCCAACCCUCCUCCUCACCACCUUCACCACCCUAACCACCGCCCUCUCCCCCUCGGCCCUCAUCACAAUCGAAUCCUCAUCCGGCGGCGCAGGCAACAACCUCUCCAACACAACCCUCUCCAUUCCCCUCUCAACACUCUACACCAACCCCGCCCUCGACAUCGCCUCAGCCCUCUACCUGUCCGGAGCCACCGGCGCAGACACCUCCUCCAUCACCUGCUAUUCAUACCAAGACUCUGAUCUCACAAAUCCUGGCGGCCAACCCUUUUCACAAUUCAAGCCAAGUCGACUGAGCACCAAUACCGUCCAAGUCGGCUCCAUCGUCUGCAACUCCACCUCCACAUCAAUCCCAGAUUACAACGCGAACGCGACUGGCGUGACAUCGACCCUGCACGCAACCUCAACUCAACUCACCCGCGGUUCCGUCAGCGACGUCCCAAAUUUGGGAGCCAACGUUUCCGUCCCACUGGGUCCCGGACCGGUGAUCCUCUCCUCUACACUUUCAUCCAACACGUCCAGCACAUCCUCUACAUCCACAUCCUCCAACAACGCCACCGCCAGUUCGACAUCCACAUCCCUCCCCACGGUAACCAACGCCUCCGGCGGCGGUGGACUAGUCGGUCCACCGCGGACCGUCGUCACGGGCGUCACUUCCAUCACGUCCAGCGAAUCUCCGGUGGGGGCGAUGGUGACGGAGAUGAGGACGGAAGUUGUGGUGUCUCCAACGACGACGACGACGGGGUCGAGUGUGGAGGGGAGUAGUACUGCGGUGGUACAGGGGAGUCAGGGUGCAGCGGCGGGAGGGAAGAGGAUUGGGUCGUGGGCUACGUUUGUGGUGGCGGGUGGGUUUGGGCUGGUGGGAGUUGUGGUUUUGGCCGGGUGA
Messenger RNA from Zymoseptoria tritici IPO323, 930 nucleotides. RefSeq lists its product as uncharacterized. The transcript has a single exon. Bases 1 to 930 code for a protein of 309 amino acids. The record is from RefSeq and is a predicted model, not a curated record. NCBI's taxonomy places the organism in Eukaryota, Fungi, Ascomycota, Dothideomycetes, Mycosphaerellales, Mycosphaerellaceae.